This is a messenger RNA of Galendromus occidentalis (western predatory mite), 943 nucleotides long. RefSeq names its product glucose 1-dehydrogenase. Gene Ontology annotation, molecular function: oxidoreductase activity. The transcript has 6 exons. The coding region runs from base 82 to 861 and encodes 259 amino acids. The record is from RefSeq and is a predicted model, not a curated record. Lineage: Eukaryota; Metazoa; Arthropoda; Arachnida; Mesostigmata; Phytoseiidae.
CAGGCAGACCAUGCCGACGACAACAACAUCACAAUGUUUCUGUGAAAGCAACCAGAAUCAACAUCGCUCUGCUCGCUCAUCAUGUGCUCCAAAACUACAAGAUUCGAUGGCAAGGUCAUCAUCGUGACUGGAUCGAGCUCCGGUAUCGGAGCCGCCGCGGCGAUAAUGUUCGCUGAGCGUGGUGGGAGUGUCGCCAUACACGGGAGGCGACAAGAUAAACUGGACGAGGUCGCAGCAAAGAUCGAAUCGGUGUCUGGCAGGAAGCCAGUGUCGGUGACCGGUGACAUAACUUGCGAGAAGGACCGCGAGACUCUCGUGAAUGAAACUCUGAAGGCUUUCGGGAGGAUCGACGUUUUGGUGAAUAAUGCCGGAACUUGCGAACCCUCAGGUUGGCAGACAGAUAUCAAACUCUUACAGCCAGUGCUGGAUCUGCACGUGAUAGCCCCUCUGGAUCUAUCUCAGAGAUGCAUGCCUGAAUUGUUGAAGAACAAGGGAAACAUCGUUAUGAUCUCCUCGAUUGGAGGUCUUAUGGCGCCGAGAGGAUACCUCCAUUAUUCGAUCGCCAAGGGCGGCAUGCAGACGAUGAUGAGAACCCUUGCGGCUGAGGUUGCCAAGCUCGGAGUCAGGGUGAAUGCGGUCAAUCCGGGAUACAUCGAAACAGACAUCUUGAGGGAUGAGGAGCUCAAGAAGAGGAUCGCUGCGAACCCGAACUUCACCGCGACUUUCAAUCCGAACGGUAUCGCUGGAAAACCGGAUGAUGUUGCGGAAGCGAUCUGUUUCCUCUCGAGCGACGCCGCUCGCAUGAUUACAGGUAGUACGAAUACUGUCGACGGUGGCAAAACCGCAUUUUUACAGUUUUGAGUCGAUCCAAAUCCUUACCGGCAUCGCCCGACCGUGUCGGAGGUCAGAACGGAUGGCACAUUCAAUAAACUCAUCCAAUUGA